Molecule: messenger RNA, 1410 nt
Organism: Emiliania huxleyi CCMP1516
Lineage: Eukaryota; Haptophyta; Isochrysidales; Noelaerhabdaceae
Exons: 4
Coding region: 1-1410 (469 amino acids)
Source: RefSeq, a predicted model, not a curated record
AUGCCGCCAGCCGACCCGUGUGGCUCGGAGGCACGCCUGGGGCAGCUCUGGACGGCAGCGGAGGCGUGGGGAGGCGUGCAGCCGUCUAUCGCCGCCUGCCCCACGGCGCCGCGCCAGGCGGGUCGAGGCAAACGCGAACAACACAUGCACUACGCCAGCGCCUUGCGCGCCCCAGAAGACAAAUCACUGCCGCCGCCGCCGUCGGCGUGGCUCGACACGCGUCCAGCAGCCAGAGUGGCUCCGGCUCUGCUGAAUAGAGCGUUGCGCCCAAGCGCCGACACGGACAGUCGAUCCCUGCGCCUUGAGGUUCGUUCGUUCUUCUCGCAGCACUGCUCCAAGGGCUUUGGCGAAUGCCCACACACCGCACGCGCUAAACAAGGCCUCUCGAAAGACUUCGAGCUGGCUGGAGCAGUGGCGCUGCUGCACGCGCGGCGCGGCUUCGCAACGUGCUUGCAGGGCACGAGGCCUUUCCACGUUGAGCGCUUCCCGGACGGGUCGUGGAUCAUCGGCACGGCAGCAGAAGCGCCGCGGCAGGAGGAAGAGCCUGCGGCACUGCCGCGAUCGGACGAAGAGGCUGCCACGGCAGGGGCGCUCUCGCCGGAGAGUGAAGCAGAGCGGAAGGAGCAACGCAAGGCGAGGCGCGCCGCAGCUCGCCAGAAGCGAGACCAGAGGAUGAUCUUCAAUCAGCAGGGCGUGGCCGUUGUGCUUAGCCCCUCGGCGCACGAGGCGUGGCUCACCGCCGGCGAAGAACGGCAUCACGACCUUGGCGCGAGAGUGCUGGCUCUGCGGCUCGCCGUGGUGGACUCCUUGACCGGCUCGCGUCUCGGUGUCUUCCUCGUCUCGGCGCAGGCGCCCUCCUCCAAGGACCCCCACACCGAGGAGUGGGACGCGUUCUACGCCGCGCUCGCCACGGCCAUCUCUCGCAAGCAGCCGGGAGAUGUGCUGGAACGGCGAGAGGCGGCCGUGGCAAGACUCGUCGCGAAAUACGGCGACGACGCGCGCGUUGAGCUCGAGCCGCCCGAGCCGUCCGGACCGUCCCUAGAUCUCGCGGCAACUCUCGACUCGCAGCCCACCAACUUCCCGCCUCUGCCCUCUGCGCCGACGAGAUGCGUCGGCCCGUUUGGCAUCGACUACAUUAGCCCUUCUGGCCGUCGUCUGCUGGGCUUCAUGGACACCCACGAGCUGGCGUCGCUCGCCACUUUCUACCCCAAGAAGCACUACGCCACCUGGAUCGACCCACGUUCGUCCAACGGGCACAUGAACGACCACAUCCUGAUCUCGCGUGUGGAUCUGGCGCGGUUCUCCGAUUGCGGCUCCCGUCCCUGCAUGCUGUUCGAAAGCGACCACCAUUUGGUCGGUUGCAAGUUGCGCGUCACGGAACUCGGCGCGGGGGCCGGCGUCCAUGUGUAA